Messenger RNA from Closterium sp. NIES-65, 1183 nucleotides. The record is from the annotation of a GenBank genome assembly. Lineage: Eukaryota; Viridiplantae; Streptophyta; Zygnematophyceae; Desmidiales; Closteriaceae.
AUUCAUAGGGUUGCUGUACCGCUCCACGUCACCAUUGCUAGGCCAAUCGGGCGCGAACACGGGAGAGGCCCCGUGGGGUGACGCCGUAUGGGAGCAUCAAGUACUGGCCUCGAGCAAACCUCAGGAGGCGGCGGGCCUCGUCGUUUUCGUCACAGGCGCAGCGGGGUUCGUGGGCUCGCACGUGUCGCUGGCGCUUAAGAGGCGAGGCGACGGCGUGGUUGGAAUUGACAACUUUAACAGCUACUACCCUGUCGCGCUCAAGAGGGCGAGGCAGGGCCGUCUCGCUGAGAAGGGAAUUUUCAUCGUGGACGGCGACAUCACCAACCAAGCCAUCCUGGCGCGCCUCUUCCAGCUCGUCAAGUUCACGCACGUGCUGCACCUCGCCGCGCAGGCCGGCGUGCGGUACGCCGUCGUCAACCCGCUCGCGUACGUGCACUCUAACGUGCAAGGCUUCGUGACGCUGCUCGAGGAGUGCAAGGCCGCGAACCCGCAACCCGCGGUGGUCUACGCGUCGUCAUCGAGCGUGUACGGGCUCAACAGCAAGGUCCCUUUCUCCGAGGACGAUCGCACGGACCGGCCGGCGAGCCUGUACGCCGCGACGAAGAAGGCGGACGAGGUGUUGGGUCAUACUUACAAUCACAUCUACGGGCUUUCUAUCACCGCGCUGCGGUUCUUCACGGUGUACGGUCCCUGGGGCCGCCCCGACAUGGCCUACUUUUCCUUCGCGCGGAAUAUCGUCAGGGGCAAGCCGAUUAAGAUUUUCCAGGGCCCCAAGAAGGAGGAGCUUGCGCGGGACUUUACGUAUAUUGAUGACGUGGUGCGCGGGUGCGUGGCUUCGCUGGACACGGCUGCGCCGAGCACGGGCAGCGGCGGGAAGAAGAAGCGCAAGGCGCCGAUGCGCGUGUUCAAUCUGGGGAACACGCAGCCCGUGAAGGUCGGCGAGUUCGUUGGUAUUCUCGAGAAGCACCUCCAAAGGCAGGCCAUCCGCAACUACAUCCAAAUGCCCAGCACUGGUGACGUCAUGUUCACGCACGCCAACGUCACAAGAGCCCACAACGACCUUGGUUAUCAACCCACCACCGAUUUAGAUGCGGGAUUGGAGAAGUUCGUGCGGUGGUUCAAGAGCUACUACAGGGACGGCAGCGAGAAUGAGAAGACGCUUGAUGGUUACAAGCCGUACUAA